AUGGGUUCCAAAGGUUUGCUUGUUCUAGUGAUGUUCACGGCCACUAUACUUCUGAUCUCCUCUGAGGUUGCACCCAAUGAUUUCGAGGAGAAUUUUGACACAAAAGAUGUUAAGCAUGCUGCAAAUGGGGUAGAGGAAAGCAAAUUUUGGGGUUACGGAGGCUAUGGUGGCCCUUGGUAUGGUGGUUACGGAGGCCCCUGGUAUGGUGGUUAUGGUGGCCCUUGGUAUGGUGGCUACGGUGGCUGGCAUGGUGGCUAUGGUGGCUGGCAUGGUGGCUAUGGUGGUUGGCGGGGUGGAAGGCGAUAUGGUGGCUGGCGUAGUCCUCAUGGUCAUGUUGAGAAUAGUAUUGAUGCUAAUCCUCGCAACUAA
Molecule: messenger RNA, 369 nt
Organism: Abrus precatorius (Indian licorice)
Lineage: Eukaryota; Viridiplantae; Streptophyta; Magnoliopsida; Fabales; Fabaceae
Product: nucleolar protein 3-like
Exons: 2
Coding region: 1-369 (122 amino acids)
Source: RefSeq, a predicted model, not a curated record